This is a messenger RNA of Eutrema salsugineum, 288 nucleotides long. RefSeq names its product protein CLAVATA 3. The coding region runs from base 1 to 288 and encodes 95 amino acids. The transcript is spliced from 3 exons. NCBI's taxonomy places the organism in Eukaryota, Viridiplantae, Streptophyta, Magnoliopsida, Brassicales, Brassicaceae. Gene Ontology annotation, molecular function: receptor serine/threonine kinase binding. The record is from RefSeq and is a predicted model, not a curated record.
AUGGAUUCUAGAAGUCUAGUACUACUGCUGCUCUUCUGCAUCAUGUUCUUGCAUGAUGCUUCCGAUAUCACUCACGCUCAUGCUCAUGUUCAUGCACUUCCCACUCGCAAGAUGAUGAUGGUGAUGAAGAAAGAGAAUAAAUGGGGAGGAGCAAAUGGAUAUGAAGAAGAAAAGAAGAAAGGUUUAGGGUUAAAUGAAGAGCUGAGGACUGUUCCUUCAGGACCUGACCCAUUGCACCAUCAUGUAAACCCACCAAGACAACCAAGGAACCAGUCUCGUCUCCCUUGA